Molecule: messenger RNA, 2707 nt
Organism: Saccostrea echinata
Lineage: Eukaryota; Metazoa; Mollusca; Bivalvia; Ostreida; Ostreidae
Exons: 9
Coding region: 30-1937 (635 amino acids)
Biological process (GO): regulation of apoptotic process; proteolysis
Molecular function (GO): cysteine-type endopeptidase activity
Source: RefSeq, a predicted model, not a curated record
UGAGGCAGCUCCUGUUGUGGAUUUAAGUGAUGGACAAGUCCAAGAAAGAGAUCCUCCUAAAGAACAGAGUGGAGCUGGUGGAGAAUAUCAACAUUGAGGAUGGGCUCCUAACAGAACUGUUGUCCAGGCAAGCCCUGACACAGAGAGUUGUCAAAACUAUACAGUCUAAAAAGACAACUUACGACCAGACAGAGGAACUUCUGGACAAGAUUUCAGUUAAAAGUAAUGGAUUUGAAGUCCUUAGUGAGGCUUUGAUAGCAAAUGGCCAGGAAGACAUUGUGAAUUUGUAUUUAAAACCACCAGAAAAAGAGGUUAAAACAUCAAAAACUGAAGUUAAAACAGAAUCUGUUACAUCUCAAAAAUCUCAGACAGUUCAGGAACCCACCCGUCCACAUUCAUCCCCUCCCCGAAUCCCAGCCCCAGGGACACAGGUGUCUCACCCAACAACAAAAGAAGUGCAAUUUGUACACAAUUCCAAAAGCUGCUCCUCAGGAAACAUUGCUUAUGGUUUAGAAAAUUCUCGAGGUGUCCAAUGCUCAGAGGGAGUUCAGCUUAUACCCCACCUACCAUCAGAUCGUGUCUUCCAUCCAAUCGAAAACCCAAGUGUUCAACCCAACCCACCAUCAAGUUUACACACCAACCAAAUCAUUUAUUUACCAAAAAAUCCCAGCCAUCAUUAUGAUUUUACUAAUGCUGAGUUCUUAGAUAGGGUCAGUCAAAAUCGUAAAAUUUUUGAAGAAAAUGAAGAACGACUUAACCUGAAGCACUACAUCAAUGAUCCAAAUUAUGAACCACUGCAAGGAUCUCCAAAACGAGUGACUUCAUGUGAACCGCUCAACAAUAACGUUCCUCAGAUAUGUAGAGAAGUAGUGUAUGUUCCCAGUCAAAAACCUGCAUCUCUGCAAAGGGAGGAUACUCUUGAUGCAAUGACAAAACCUUUGGGAAACCAUGAAGAAAACUUUGAAUCUCCUGCCAAAAGACAACGAAAAGAAGACAAAAUUGUAAUUCCUUAUUUUGAAUCGGAUUCACAAAGUCCUAAUGAAAUAAGGAUCAUCCAAACUGUUCCUCAGCCUGUCAAACUACGAGGCGAGUUAGAUGACCCCGAGAUUGAUCUGACUGAUGGACCGGUUACUGUCAGAGUAGAUCAAUCAACUCGACAGUUCUACCUUAAUAAUCGUGGAAAUUCCUAUGCAAUGAGGAGACUGCCUAGAGGCAAAGCUCUGAUCAUUAACGUGAACGAAGUCGAGGGAAAACCACCUCGGAGGGGUACCGACAUUGACAGGGACAAUCUACACAAUCUCCUGAAUCAACUUCACUUUGAUGUCAAGGUCUAUAAUGACUGUGAUGGGCUUGCGGCAAAGGAGAUGGCGCAAAAGCUAGAGUUGUUUGCUGCAGAUGCUGCCCAUUACAUUGCAGAUGCCACAUUUGUGUGCCUGCUCAGUCACGGAGAGGAAGGGUAUAUCUUUGGAACAGAUGGUCGUAAACUCCAGUUAGACAGUGUGUUUAAGCUGUUUGACAAUAGCAACUGUCCAAGUUUAUUGAACAAACCAAAGAUCUUUGUAAUACAGGCUUGCAGAGGAGGUGCUUUAGACAGCGGUGUUCCAUUUAAUGAUGAACACGAUGGAUCAACCCCGGGAUUUAAACAACUACCAACCCAAUCAGACAUGAUCAUUUGUUUUCCAACACAGACAGGAUACUAUGCUUGGAGAAAUCGUGAGAGGGGGAGUUGGUACAUUGAAGCCUUGGUACAGAUUUUUAUGAAAUAUGCCAAGACUGAGGAUAUUUGUACAAUGCUGCACAGGGUGAAUCUGCUGGUCUCUAGGAAAGUGUCACGGUGUCCUCAGCUGGAGAUGGACUCCAUGUCUCAAAUGUCCGAGUACAAGAGCACUCUACGCAUGCCACAUCUCUAUUUCUACCCAGGAAUUGCUAGUAUUUAGAUAAACACCAUGUCUGCUUUAAUCAAAAUCAUGAGAUACCCCUUGUUUAAAACUACAUAAAAUUUUUUUCUUUUAAAGCUCAUCUGAACUGAAAGGUUUUUAUUUUAAAUCAAAAUUUGUCUGUACAGUGUGGAUCACUUCAAAAAUUGGCAGAUUUACCUGAUUAACUCGGUAAUGUUGACUGGCUCUAAAAUUGGUGGAUGACAUUGGGAUAAAUUGUCACAGCAAGAUAUCUUGUAUUUAUUUUAAAUAUGUUUGAGAUUUAUUCAUUGAGUGAAUACACCUUAACUAUGUAUUCUAACUUCUUUCUCAUUUAUGAGUUAUUUUGAUUUAUGAGUAUUGGAACAAGUUCCACAAGGCUAUUUCAAUGGAAGGAAAUAUUAUUUGAAAGGUGAUUGUUUUAGAGUUGAUUGUUACGAUAAGUAUGUGAUAAAAACCAUUCCAAGGUAUGUUCAUUAAUGCACAUAUGGCCAAAAGCAUCACAUUUUGUACUGUAUUUCAUAUUUUGUUUGUAAAAUCCAUUCAAUUUUAAAGCCGUUUGUUUAUGAUCAAAUGUUGAGAGAUAUAUUUUUAUGUGUCACAGUGUUCUGUAUUAGUAAUAUUUUAUGCAAAAUCUUUAAUAUGUAAAGUUUAAUCAAUUUUUAUUUAAUGUUAGGUAUUUUGUAUAGCCUUUACUCUCCCACAGAAUUGUGUUCGUAUAUGUCACAGAUACUUGUUUAUCAUGUUUGACAAUAAUUAAUGAUAAAUAUGAAUGUAUAAAUAAUUAUAGU